This is a messenger RNA of Pundamilia nyererei, 1463 nucleotides long. RefSeq names its product tumor necrosis factor receptor superfamily member 3-like. The transcript has 7 exons. NCBI's taxonomy places the organism in Eukaryota, Metazoa, Chordata, Actinopteri, Cichliformes, Cichlidae. Gene Ontology annotation, molecular function: protein binding. The record is from RefSeq and is a predicted model, not a curated record. Bases 13 to 816 code for a protein of 267 amino acids.
UUGAACCUCUCCAUGGCACUUAUAGCAUUAUUUGUGGCCUUUUGGACUAUAGGAUGCGUUAAAAGCUGCGGUGAUCAACAGACUCAGAUGAGUGGACGGUGUUGUAACAAGUGUCCCCCAGGCACUUAUGUAGAAGAGUUUUGCUCUGACAGACAACAAACUGCCUGCAAAGCCUGUCCAGACGGACAUUUCUCACAACUUCCCAACCUCUUUGACAGAUGUGAAAAAUGUCAGACAUGUCAGCAUUAUGCUGUGAAAUGUACAUCAACCACAAAUGCAACCUGUAGUUGUGCCGCUGGUUUCCUGUGCUCCAACAGCAUCUGUUCGACUUGUGUGAAAGACAAAUGCGUCACAGGAGAGAAACCAAAAAGGACAGUCGUCUCCUCGAAUGCAAGGGUGAUAGAAUAUUCGUAUCAGUGUGAAGCCAUAUGUGGCGAAAAACAAUAUUUCGAUGUGCAAACGAAUGACUGCAAACCACUGACACAGUGCAGCGUGCUGGGGUUUCCUGAAAGGUUUCCAGGGAACAGGACACACGACUCAAUUUGUGACAGACCCGGGCCCAAAGACGGUGGAGACUUCAUUCAUGUGAUCCUUGGCAUUAGUGUCAUUUUGCUGUCUCUCAGCCUCUUUCUGUUCAUGUCCUACACAUGUAUAAAGUACCUAAGGAUUCACACAGCAAACCACAAACCCAUGCUGGCUGUUCCUACUAACAUCAGUGACUUUCACCUACCAAAGGAAGAGAGCGGGCUUCAGUUUGUCCAGGAUGGAUCCAAGGACAGUGACAUUUGUGAUCUAGAAAGCAUUAUUUUAAGAUGAUAUUAUAACUCUGUUCAAUUACAGCCAGUAUGCUAAAAAUUAUCUUGCUUGACAUCAGUGCACAGGAUCUAGAAGGGAAAGUGAAAAACAUUUGUAGAACAGACUUGAUGAUUCCUUUUGAUCUUUAGCAUGACUUAAGCAGAAACACAUAUGUAUGGAUUCAUAUUUAAAACCUCACUUUGAUGUGGUAAUGAGUUUAUCUCAAGUCUAUACUUGAAAUAGAUGAUUUCUUGCUGAAUAUUCAGGGGUAUUGCAGUUUGGUCUGUAACACAUGUGUUCGUCCCUGAGGUGGGCCUUGCAGUUUGUGCCCUUCUGGGAUGAGUUACAGAUGAGCUACACAAGUUUUUUAUGCUUAUUAUACUGCAAAUAAACACACUAUUGGGAAUGUUUUAGGUAGGUAGAGUUAAAGAAAUUCUACAAACGAAAACAAAUCUGGUUGGUUUAUUUUGUUUCUGUAGUAUAGCAAAACAGAUAAAUUGUAAUCAGAAUAAAUUAAAUGGUUUUAGUCAUUUUUCCUUUGUUGAUCUAUUAUAUGAUUAAUGAAAAAUCUGCACACAUUUUGUCGUUACAAGAACUGCUUUUUAAAACAUUGUUAAAGUUUGUCAAAAGCUGUCUUUAACAGUCAAGCUCCAACUGGAUAUCUAUUA